CCUGUAGCCAGUCAGCCAGUGCGACAGUAAGGACGUUGAGGACGAUCAUCACGGAGGGAGGAGGAUCAAUGAGACUCACCGGAGGCACCGAGGACGAGGACCUUCAUGAUGGUUGUGAACAGUAGUGGUAAUGUGGUGAGAGAUGAGGAAGUUGUUGACAGAAUGAGGGAAGAUGCCUUCGUGGUGUCUAGACUAAUGAAUGGCCAGAUGGGCAAUGCCGAGCCAGAUCAAGCCCACCAAACAGAGCUCGGAGUGUACCGCCUGGUGGCCUCGCCCGUCUCGGGGGUCCUCGCUUGGCAUUCAAGAGCGCAUUGUGGCGUCGUCGUGGCUUGAGCAGACUCGCACACCCCGCCGACGAACUAGCCGGCCGGUGCGCCCAUGCACCCGCCACGCGCCCGGCAAUUAUAUUGCUGGUCCUAUUGUCCUGCGCAUAAUCUCGGCAUGCCCAGCUGAUCUGACCCGUGCUCGUCAUGUAGAUGGCAGAGACCCGGCCUGGACGGAGGGAGAGGACAAUACCUGGUUGGAUGAAAUGACGAUGUGGGCGGCGAGAACAAAAGAAAUCCACUGCCGCCGGCAAGAGACUCCCCUGGACUCAGUUCCCGGGUUGUGCCGACCGGAUCAUCUCUGUAGCACCCCGGCGCCGCGGCCGCAACGAUGCGAUGAGGGCAAGAGAGCGGAGCGGUGACUAGUCAACGCGGUGUCGCACAUGCAUCACAUGCCACGACGGAGAGAGAGGAUAAGAUAAAGAUCUGGGUACUCGCCGCGUGGCAUGCGGACUUGGCCGACAUGUUGAUCUGGGGAAUCAGACAACAAUCAUGCGAUCAGGCGACCACCACCGUUUGAGAGUCAUCUGUCAC
This is a messenger RNA of Cutaneotrichosporon oleaginosum, 857 nucleotides long. RefSeq lists its product as uncharacterized. The record is from RefSeq and is a predicted model, not a curated record. Lineage: Eukaryota; Fungi; Basidiomycota; Tremellomycetes; Trichosporonales; Trichosporonaceae.